AUGUUGUCUCGUCUUGCUCGUGUCCAGACUAAAUGCAACCAAUUCGCCUACUUCAGCACUUCCAAGUCUGCAGCUGCUGCUCCAACUGUCAAGCUGUGGAUCGAUGGACAGUCUGUCGAAUCGAAAUCAACUGACUUCGUCGAGCUGACUAACCCAGCUACCAACGAGGUUAUCGCACUUGUUCCAAACGCUACUCAAGCUGAGAUGCAAGCUGCUGUUGAUUCGGCAAAGAACGCCUUUAACACUUGGAAGAAUACAUCUCCACUUACUCGUCAACAAUGCAUGUUCAAACUUCAAGCUCUUAUCAAGAGAGACAUGAAGAAACUUGCUGAGAGCAUCACCAUUGAGCAAGGAAAAACGCUUCCAGAUGCUGAGGGAGAUGUUAGCAGAGGUCUUCAAGUUGUCGAGCACGCUUGCUCCGUUCCAUCUCUCAUGAUGGGAGAGACUCUUCCAAAUGUUUCUCGCGAUAUGGAUACACACUCCUACAGAAUUCCACUCGGAGUCACUGCUGGAAUCUGCCCAUUCAACUUCCCAGCUAUGAUCCCACUUUGGAUGUUCCCAAUUGCUUUGGCCACUGGAAACACCAUGGUCAUCAAGCCAUCUGAGCAAGACCCAGGAGCAGCUCAACUUCUUGUUGAACUCGCCAAGGAGGCUGGAGUUCCAGAUGGAUGCGUCAACAUUAUUCACGGACAACACUCCGCUGUCAACUUUAUCUGCGAUAAUCCAGAUAUCAAGGCUAUUUCCUUCGUUGGAGGAGAUGCGGCUGGAAAGCACAUCUACGAGCGUGGAUCCAAGAACGGAAAACGCGUUCAAUCCAACAUGGGAGCCAAAAACCAUGGAGUCAUCAUGGCUGAUGCCAACAAGGAGCAAACUCUUAAUCAGCUCACCGCUGCCGCUUUCGGAGCCGCUGGACAACGUUGCAUGGCUCUCACCACCGCCGUCCUCGUCGGAGAGGCUCGUGCCUGGCUCCCAGAGCUCGUGGAGAAAGCUAAGAACCUGAAGGUUAAUGCUGGAUGGAAACCAGAUACUGAUAUUGGACCACUUAUCUCCAAGCAUUCCAAGGCUCGCGUUCUUCGUCUUAUCGAGAGCGCAAGAAAGGAGGGAGCACAAAUUCCACUCGAUGGUUCCAAUAUCACUGUUCCAGGAUUUGAAAAUGGAAACUUUGUUGGACCAACCAUUCUUGCUGGAGUCAAGCCAAACAUGACCUGCUACAGAGAGGAAAUCUUCGGCCCAGUACUUGUUGUCAUGGAAGCUGAGAACCUCAACGAAGCUAUCGAAAUUAUCAACAACAACCCAUACGGAAACGGAACCGCCAUCUUCACCAGCAACGGUGCCACCGCCAGAAAGUUCACCAAUGAAGUCGAUGUCGGACAAAUCGGAAUCAACGUGCCAAUCCCAGUCCCACUCCCGAUGUUCUCGUUCACUGGCUCUCGCGGUUCCUUCCUCGGAGAUCUCAACUUCUACGGAAAAGCUGGAAUUCAAUUCUACACUCAAUGGAAGACAGUUACUCAAUACUGGAACGAGUCCCUCACCGAGCUCAAGCCACAAAUGUCGUUCCCACAACUCAAGUAA
Caenorhabditis remanei is the source of this 1572-nucleotide messenger RNA. RefSeq lists its product as uncharacterized. The record is from RefSeq and is a predicted model, not a curated record. The transcript is spliced from 6 exons. NCBI's taxonomy places the organism in Eukaryota, Metazoa, Nematoda, Chromadorea, Rhabditida, Rhabditidae. Gene Ontology annotation, biological process: L-valine catabolic process; thymine catabolic process. Gene Ontology annotation, molecular function: malonate-semialdehyde dehydrogenase (acetylating, [NAD(P)+]) activity; methylmalonate-semialdehyde dehydrogenase (acylating, NAD+) activity. The coding region runs from base 1 to 1572 and encodes 523 amino acids. Gene Ontology annotation, cellular component: mitochondrion.